This is a messenger RNA of Olea europaea var. sylvestris, 1098 nucleotides long. RefSeq lists its product as uncharacterized. The transcript is spliced from 10 exons. Lineage: Eukaryota; Viridiplantae; Streptophyta; Magnoliopsida; Lamiales; Oleaceae. The coding region runs from base 1 to 1098 and encodes 365 amino acids. Gene Ontology annotation, molecular function: nucleic acid binding. The record is from RefSeq and is a predicted model, not a curated record.
AUGGCUAUCUUUUCCGAUUUGGUGAAAAAAUGUAUUGGAGUGUUCAUGGAUGAUUUCUCAGUUUUUGGGGUCUCAUUUGAUGAAUGCUUGAGCAACUUGGGGAUGAAAGGGACUGAGGUUGACAAGGUCAAAAUCAAAAUGAUCGAAAGGUUACCUCUACCAACUUCAGUAAAAGGUGUACGAAUCUUCUUGGGACAUGCCGAAUUUCAUAGGAGGUUUAUCAAGUAUUUUUCAAAGAUUACAAAACCAUUCUGCUUUUUACUUGAGAAGAACACUCCAUUUGACUUUUCUCAAGAAUCUUGUGUUUUCGAGCUUGUGUGUGACGCGAAUGACUACGUCAAUGGAGCAGUUUUAGGACAACUGACAGAUAAAAUUUUGUAUGUCAUCUACUAUGCUAGCCAGAACUUAACUGAUGCUCAAUUGAAUUAUGCUACUAUUGAAAAAGAGAUGUCCCACAGUGAAAGGAACCGAAAUUGUUGUAUCCGAUCAUUUUCUAGGCUUAAGCAAGCAGAGAAACUGGUAGAUAAUGAUGAAAUAAAUGAGGAUCAAGUUAUUCGGAGAUGUGUGCCAAAAGAUGAAAUGGAGCAAAUACUUGAACAUCGUCAUUCAUCUUCCUAUGGUUGUCACUUUGGUGCCAUGAAAACCACAUCAAAGGUGUCAAAGUGGUUAGAAACGAUGGCUUUGCCCACUAAUGAUGCUCAGGUGGUGAUAAACAUUUUAACGAAAAAUAUUUUCUCUCGCUAUGGCACCCUCGAGUUAUCAUUAGAGAUGGAGCAUCGUGUGGCCAUCCCUUAUCAUCCCCAAACUAGUGGCCAAGCUGAGAUAUCAAACAGGGAGUUGAAGACAAUUCUAGAGUUAACUCUCCGCUCAAGAUGGUUGGGUCCUUUCACCAUCGCUAAAAUCUUUCAACAUGAGGCGGUUGAACGGUUGAAAGAGAAGUCAUACUAUGGAGGUGAUUUUUCGAAAGAGAAGUCAUCCAUUCUUCUUGCCAACUCGGAGUUAAAAAGUCCUAGCCACCCAUGGAUCUCAACAAGUUUGAGGGUGCAUUUUAUAAUCUUACUCGGCGACGAGCAAGAACUUAAGUUUGGGAGUAAUUGA